UGACGUUUGAAAGAGGGAACUUUCCCACACGUUCGUCUUUGUGUUAUUAUUAUCGCCUCUGUUGAUUCUGCUUACUUUAUCGUUUAAAUACAGUGAUUUUUAGAAAGUAGCAACAUGACUAAACUGGACCGUUUGAACACUUUCAUGACUGAGCGCUUGAUGGCAGCCGUGAAGGAGAUCAUUUUCACAGUCGGCAAGACAGUUCAGGAGUACGAGGAGGAAACAGCACGAAUCAGAACUGAAAAUGAACGGUUGAAAGGCAUGUUACGGGACUCGGGAUGCUUCCUUGACCAAACAAAUCCUGCCCAUGUGCAGUCUUAUCAGCCUGUCUCCCCUGGGCAGCCCAGAUGGAUACCCAGCCAGAACGAGGAACCAGAAUCCCUUGAAGAGAUCCAGCAGGACCAGAGCCAAAGUGAAACACAUCCGCAUAUAAAACCAGAACUUGAGUACUCUGCCAACGAUUACCAAGAAUCUGCAGCUUUGCCAUCAAUAGCUGACAACAACAACGAGGGCUCACAGUGUGCCGAUCACACUGAUACUAAUCCUUUUGAUAAUGAGGUUAUAAACUGUAAUUUUCCAACCAAAAUCAAAGCUGAAUUCAUAAACUCUGACUUGAGUUCAAUCAAUCCUUCAGAAAGCACUGAAGAUCCAUAUCAGAGUUGGUCACCACAUAGUCCAGACCUGCCUUUAGUGGACCUCUACAGAGCACAACACUCGAAUCAGCCAACAUACAUUACCAAUGAAGCUCUGCCCACAGUAUCCCAGCAAAGUGGUUUGUCUCAAGAUUCUCAUCACUUUUCAUAUCACAACAUAUUAUGUACCAACAGUUCCUACUGUAACAGUAAAUGCUGUGAAAUGCAGAAAAGGACAAUAGCCAAGUCAAGCCCUGUAUGGAGGUAUUUCUCUCUUAAAGAGGGAGACUGUAGCAAAGCAGUGUGCCUUAUGUGUAAAGCCAUCAUAUCCCGUGGUCGGAAAGAAUACACAACAUCUGCUCUUUUAAAGCACCUUCGCAUAAAACACGAAACAACCCCAAAUGGAAUGGGCUGAGAUAAGCAGUUGGAGACCUUGCAGCUCCUGUGGACAGGUCACCCUUUGCCUAUCAAUUACAGUUACAAACAUGGCCUAAAUUACAUCUUCUACUUUGCACACCUUUGUAAGAUUUCUUUAUACGUGAGCCCACUAGUAAGACUUGAUGUAUGGUUUUUGUAUUCCCUCAAAAUCAGACAUGUGUCUUACAAGUUAAGACAUGAUUAAUAUUAAAGGAAUAUUCCAUGUUCAAUACAAGUUAAGCACAAUCAACAGCAUUUGUGGCAAAAUGUUGAUUAUAAAUUGCUUGUAUGUGGAAGCAUACUUGUAUAAAAUAAAGCUCUUUCUG
Xyrauchen texanus (razorback sucker) is the source of this 1375-nucleotide messenger RNA. RefSeq lists its product as uncharacterized. Gene Ontology annotation, molecular function: DNA binding. The coding region runs from base 115 to 1047 and encodes 310 amino acids. The record is from RefSeq and is a predicted model, not a curated record. Lineage: Eukaryota; Metazoa; Chordata; Actinopteri; Cypriniformes; Catostomidae. The transcript has 3 exons.